GUACUGCAGGCGUUACAAAAUUUUCAAUGCAGAAUCAUUAGACGACUCCCGAACCCGCGCUCACAUCUUUUAUCAAGUAUUCGAAGUCGGAUAAUAGUAGCGUUAGAUAAAUAAAUGUGGUGCGCGUAUUGUGACGGUGCUCAGUUCAGUCAGUGUGUGUCAUCGUGUUGGGACCAUCGGUGCGCCAUUUAGCUCGCGAGAUAAAAAAACAAGGAAUGUGUUCAUCGCCGCGAUCGGUUUAGUUGAAACCAGUGUACCAGUUCGUGAUGGAGUGACAUAUUAACGCAGCAGUUAUGGCAAAUAUAUGUACAAAUACUCGAAGAAAGUGCAAAGGGUUCCGAAGGGGGCCGCAGUUCGGACUAUGGAUGUGGUGUAUAGUAAUCAAAUGUUUGAUCAGUUUACCGUGUAUAUUUUCGAUGUGUCAAGGAGUAGACAUAUCAGUUUCAGUGUAUCCUCCAAACAUGAUCAAACUUCUGUAUGGAAAGCCAUUAGAGAUCUUUUGUGUGGCUGAUGACAACUAUACUGCUGACAACUUGGAGUUCUAUAUUGGUGGAAAACAUAUAGACACGGAAAUUGUGAACUCCACCACAAGAAGGUUGUAUCUUGAAAAUUUAGAGAAGAAAGUUUACACAUACUAUUGCAGAAACACUGUGACAAACAAACAGUGCACCAGCAGAGUGCUAGUGGACGUGCCUCCCUCCAAUGUUACUGACUUUGGUUGUGUAUCAAAAAACCUUGAUGGACUCAACUGUACCUGGACCUCUCCGGAGAACUACAGCGUAAUAAACUACAACUUAACAUUCUCCAUACAUGGAAAUGAAGUGGAUCCGUGCAUAGCCACCAGGAUUGGCAAAUUAAGGUACUGUUCAUGGAAUACAGUCAGCCAGCCCAGGUACAAACAGAUGGAGGAAUAUUAUUAUUUUCAUUUAAAAUCUUGCAAUUAUUUUGGAUGCAUUCACCAGAAUUUCACUAUUGACCAUUUUUCUGUGGUGAAACCUUAUCCACCUGAACAGCUGAAGGUGCUCGGCAAUGACACCCACAGUGUGCUCCUUCAGUGGAAGAUUCCAAACAAUAUCUAUGACUUCUUGAAAUGUGCCAUUGUGCACAGGAUAGAGUACCAAAUAGCUAAGAUUGAUAACAUGCAGUACUUCCGUAGUGUCAAUGCCUCCAGCUUACCACCCAAGAAUAAGACUUACACAUUUUUGCUGUCCAACCUACCCUAUGCACACAUGUCAUAUGAGGUCAGGAUCUACAUAAAGUCCGAGUCUGCCACUGAAGAUAAAUUCUGGUCUGAUUUUGCUUACGUGAUGUUUACAACUGCAAGUGAGAGGCCUCGUCGGCCACCAGACACUAUUGCUGGAGCAUUUGACCAAUCCAUAUAUGAAAAUAAAAGGGUAAUAUAUGUGUACUGGAAACAACUUGAGGAAUAUGAGGAGGCUGGAGCUAAUUUCACUUAUAGAGUGGUUACAAAAGGCUCUAGAAACCCGCAAACAAUAUUCCCAGAUAAAAACAAAAGCUUGAGUUAUGUUAUACUUGAUGAUGCAACUUUAGAAGCGAUUGAUGUUUCCAUUUCAUCUGUUAAUGCUAUGGGCUCAUCUGUCAACAGCAGCCAUCUUUACAUACCAUCUAGAGCAGACACAGAAUCACUGAAUGUACCUUCUUUCACUAAACUUGCUUAUGAAAAUGGAACAUAUAAAUUGUCAUGGGUUGGUAUCAGAAAAAUUGACAACUACACUCUCUUCUGGUGUCAGCAUAAUACAAGUCAAAUCUGUACUGGACGCAUGAAUUUCACUGUGUUGGAUCCUAAUCAGAACACCCAUGUCAUAGAUCUGCCAAGGGACAGCAGGUAUCAGUUUGCAAUAUCGGCUAACAAUGGAUCCAAAACAAGUGGUAUGACAUGGGCAUCUUGUGACAUAUCUAAAGAUGGUAUUCCUAUGUAUGGGUUUCCUGUAAAAGUAAACCACGAUGCUCCAGGAAAGUCUUUUGUCAAAAUAACUUGGACAAUGUCUUGUACUUUGCAAGAAGGAAUAAUUAAAGGAUAUCUCAUCUCCUACUGCCCAGUCCUAGCUACUAGCAAUGUGUGUGACACUACAUUUGGAAACAAAUCAACAUAUUAUGUUUCUGAUCCAAAACAGAAGGAAGUUAAUAUUACUGGCCUUAAACCAUACACAACAUAUCAGUUUAUCCUGGCUCUGAACACUACUUAUGGAUUAAAAACUAUUGAAAAUGCCUCUACAGGAGUGACAACUAUUGAAGAUACACCCACAAGUCCCAGGAAUGUCAGUAUUUCUGAAGUGCAGAGUGACUCUCUAUUAAUUUCUUGGUAUCCACCGAAUCAGAAAAAUGGAAUUAUUGGAAAAUAUGUAAUUUUAAAUUAUGGAGAAGAAUGGAGAGUUGAAAAAGUGGCUGAUAAAGAUAAGAAUAUCUCUAGACUGCAUGUCCAACUAACUGGUCUUCAGGGAUUCACCAAUUAUUCAUUUUCUGUUCAGGCAUGUAACUCGGCAAUAAGAAGUUGCUCUAAGCCCAGCCCUGAAAAAGGCAUUUUUGUCAGAACUAGAAUUGGUCCUCCAAGUAUCUUAAAGGCCCCUUCUGUUAAAAGCAAUCCAGAUUACUUGACAUGGGAACCUCCAGAAUUUCCUGGAGGCACAGUAGAUCUCUACCAAAUAAAAAGGGUGAAAGACGAAAGCACUGCGGCUAAAACUGAGAUACUGAAUACAACUAAUUUGUCGUAUUCUUUAAUACUUUGUGAAGGAGUAGAUGAAAGUGAAACAUAUCAAGUCAGAGCAAUCAAUUUUGACGAAGAUCCCUUCUAUGGCAUAUUAACUGAUGGAUUAGAGGUAGCUAUGCCUUCAGUUAAAAAUAAAGGACAACUUGAGUAUCCUGGUCCAUGGAGUCCUGCUAGCUCAGUAUCAUGCAAGAGUAGGGAUGGACUUACCAUGAUUCUUAUUCUCACUACAAUAUGUGCAUUAAUAGGUGUUAUGUACGGUUCAAUAAAACUGUACAAAAAGUAUAGGAAAAUGGAAGAUAUUAAGCCUGUACUACCAAACGGCUUAGGUAUACCAGAGAAAGAUAUAUCAAAAUACGCAUUUGGAGGAUGGAAUCCCACAAAUAAGGACGAUAAACCAUCAUCAGACGAGAUGCUAUUACUACCGAAUAGCAGGACUACUGUGUCGACUCCAGAAACUAAACAAAACACUGAAAACAAUUGUGGGUCUAGCGACCACACCGACAGCACGGCCUUGUCGGAUACGUCGCGCGGGGCCGUCGAGAGACAAGCCUCUACUUCAGAUGACGGCUCAGACUCCUCCUUAAACUUGGAAGUCGAACCUGUAAGGGCUGACGAUAUUAAUGCUACCCAAGAUGAGGAGUCCUCAAAUUCUUCCGAUACUGACAAUUCUAGAGAAAAUACUCCCUAUUUUAGUGACAAAGUGUUCAAGAAGAACCCUAGCGGUUAUGUGCAACCAGUAGUAAACCCCAUCAGCGGAUACGUACAAUCGGCACCGGCACCACAUGCAAGUCCUAUUGCAAAACCUACAGCACAGCCUACCAGCUCGAGUUACGUAAUGGCUGCUCUAGCCCCGCCCAUAUUCACGACAGGGGUUGCACAACCUAGCGUCCCGAGCCAACCGCCAGCGUCGUCAGGCUAUGUGAUGCCAGAGGACGCCCAAGCAAAGUCCAUGAUGAACUUCCCUAAAUUGGGACCCUCGCCCACAAAAGUUUUCGGGUCGGAAAGCUUGCCGAUAAUGCCUACCUUGCCACAGCCAGUGAAACAUGGCGCCGACAGCAGCUAUAUUCAGUUGCAGUCUUUGGACGCUUUACCUAGUCAUAAGCAACCGGUACGAAACAGUGUGCCGCUAAAGCCGCCGGCAUCGAGUGGCUACGUGAGCCCCGGCGACGCCGUCAUCAACAAGCACCUCAACAACAUGCUGUCGGGAGGACAGCACGAGGAGUCCGCCAUACUGGACCCGACCAUGUCACCCGAUGCCUACUGCCGAUUCUCUUGGAGCACUGACCCCGCGAACGAUAAUCUUCACUCGUUGCUUGCCGACUCGCAUACGUUGAACUUGUCGAAAAAUUGA
Molecule: messenger RNA, 4079 nt
Organism: Helicoverpa zea (corn earworm)
Lineage: Eukaryota; Metazoa; Arthropoda; Insecta; Lepidoptera; Noctuidae
Gene: dome
Product: cytokine receptor
Exons: 1
Coding region: 294-4079 (1261 amino acids)
Molecular function (GO): protein binding
Source: RefSeq, a predicted model, not a curated record